This is a messenger RNA of Cydia fagiglandana, 7610 nucleotides long. RefSeq names its product Ca(2+)/calmodulin-responsive adenylate cyclase-like. The record is from RefSeq and is a predicted model, not a curated record. Bases 107 to 5125 code for a protein of 1672 amino acids. Gene Ontology annotation, molecular function: adenylate cyclase activity. The transcript has 22 exons. Lineage: Eukaryota; Metazoa; Arthropoda; Insecta; Lepidoptera; Tortricidae. Gene Ontology annotation, cellular component: plasma membrane. Gene Ontology annotation, biological process: cAMP biosynthetic process; intracellular signal transduction; adenylate cyclase-activating G protein-coupled receptor signaling pathway.
UAAUGCAGUGAGGAUUUUGGUAACUUAUGUUAAAAGUUUUAUUUUAUUACAGAUGAAGCGACGUGGGGUGUUAGUGGUGGCGAGGUGAGGCGGCAGCGUGGCGAGCAUGGACCACGCGGUGAAGGCGAUGUCGGCGCGCGGGCCGCUGGCGCGGCUGGUGGCGCGCCGGCGCUUCGAGUCCGCCGAGCUCGAGGAGCUGUACGCGCGCUACGCGUGCAAGCUGCAGCGCGGCUCGGUCGGCUCGGCGCUGGCGCUGUGGGCGGCGCUCGCGGCCGCGCUCGCCGCCGUCGACGCCACGCGCGGCUGGCGCCGAGCGCCGCAGGUGGGCGUGCUGAGCGCGCACGCGAUGCUCUGCGGCGGGCUGGCGUGGUGGUGCGGGCGCGCGGGCGGCACCGCGCCGGAGCGCCGGCUGCCGCGCGCCUGCUGGCUGGCCCUGGCCGGCGGCGGCGCGGCGCUGGCGGCCACGCUGCCCGCCUGGAGCCCCGGCGCCGCCGCCGAGGGCGCCGCGCACGUCGUCUGGGCCGUCUUCGCCGCCUACGCCCUGCUGCCCGUCGGCGCCCCCGUCGCCGCUGCCUUUGGUAUCCUCCUGCCGACGGUCCAUACUGUUGCGGCGGCGCUCGUGGCCCACCGCUUCCCCUACCAUAUCUGGCAACAGAUGGUGGGUAACGUGGUGGUCUUCGUGUGCGUCAAUAUAGUGGGCGCUCUGAUGCAUUCGCUCAUGGAGACUGCGCAGCGGCGCGCCUUCCUCGACACACGAAACUGCAUCGCGGCGCGGCUCGACAUGGAGGAUGAGAACGAGAAACUGGAACGAUUACUGCUGUCAGUGCUGCCACAACACGUCGCCAUGGAAAUGAAGAACGACAUCAUAUCGCCGGUGGAGGGCCAGUUCCACAAGAUCUACAUACAAAAGCACGAGCAAGUCAGUAUACUGUUUGCGGACAUCGUAGGCUUCACGGUACUCGCAUCGCAGUGCAGCGCGCAGGAGCUCGUGCGGCUGCUCAACGAACUCUUCGGCCGGUUCGACCAGCUAGCCAGCGACAACCACUGCCUCCGCAUCAAGAUCCUGGGUGACUGCUACUACUGCGUGUCCGGGCUGCCCGAGCCGCGCUCCGACCACGCGCGCUGCACCGUCGAGAUGGGGCUCGACAUGAUCGACGCUAUCGCAUCUGUAGUGGAAGCGACUGACGUACAGCUGAACAUGCGCGUGGGCAUCCACACGGGUCGCGUGCUGUGCGGCGUGCUGGGCCUGCGCAAGUGGCAGUACGACGUGUGGUCGAACGACGUCACGCUCGCCAACAACAUGGAGGCGGGCGGGGAGCCUGGACGAGUGCACGUAACACAGGCUACAUUGGAAUGCUUAGGCGGCGCAUACGAGGUUGAACCAGGGCACGGUGCCUCGCGCAACGCCUACCUGCGCGACCACUCCAUACAAACCUACUUCAUCAUCCCACCACCGAGGAGAAGAAAAAUGUGUCUGUCGUCGGGCGUGGGCCUGGGCUCGGCGUCGCGACGCAAGCUUUCCUUCAAGAACGUCUCCAACGUCGUCGUUCAGUUGUUGCACUCCAUCAAGUUCAACGUGGACGUCCCCUUCUCAAACAUGGCCGCCUCGCCGCAAGAACUCAAAGCCAACGCAGCUAGGAAGGUGCUGGACCUGCGGCGCGCGCUGCACGCGGAGCCGGGCUCGGCGGAGGCGCUGCGGCUGGCGGCCAUGCGCGCGGAAGACGUGAGCGCGCGGGAGCCCGCGGACCCCUUGCACCAAACCUUCGACGCCGUCAUGCACCACGUCCGCUCCACGCACCCCACGAAUAAAGUGACGGAGAAGUUCAAGAGGCCGUUGAAGAAGCGUCACUCGUCUGUGUACCACCAGCCGACAAACCGCGUCAACAAGUACCUGGCGCAGGCCAUCGACGCGCGCUCCGUGCACCGCGAGAAGGCCACGCAUGUGCAUCUGCUGACGCUCUGCUUUAAAGAUAGCGCUAAGGAAGGACAGUAUCGUGCAUCGACGGACGGUGGUUGGGCGGGCUCGCUCGGCGCCGCACUAGGGGCCGUGGCCGCCGCUGGCGCCCUGCAGGCCGCCAUUCUACCCCGCACCACCAUCCUCCUGCUACUCUUCGUCACGGCCUUCGCUUGGUCGGCGGCUGUUCUCGCCCUGACGCUAGCUGCGAGACUACGGCUCAUACCGUGCGAUGUCUCUCGUCCGUUCGCAUUGAGGAACGCCAUCACAACCUUCACGAUUGUGCUGGGAUACGCAGUUGGACAGGUCAAUGUGGUGACGUGUAGAGAAGUAGACGUGUGCCGUAACCUGACGGAGAACGUAACGACUAUGGCGGACAUCCGAGCUACGUCUGGAGACAUAGCCGCCGCGUUAUGGAGUAGCACUGAUCAUCGGGCUUGCCCUGUUCCUCUUUAUAUCACUUUAGGUUGCUGUCUCAGCAUGUUAGCCGUGGCUGUGUUCCUGCGGCUGCCGAUCCUGAUCAAAGGCAUCCUCCUGGCCUUCAUGACGGCCGGGUACAUGGCCGUCAUCAUGGCCUACCAUAAAGACUUGUUCGACUGCUACGAUCUCAUGACUGAACCAGGCAUAAUCGGGUCAGCUUACGUGGCGUGUGGUUGGACGCUCGCUCUCGCUUUGGCAGUACUGCUGCACGCGCGACAGACUGAGUGGACGGCGCGGCUAGACUUCCUUUGGCAGGCCCAAGCCAGGGAUGAGAAGAGAGACAUGGAUGCCUUACAAGCGUCAAACAGAAGAAUAUUGUUUAACCUCCUGCCAGCUCACGUGGCGACUCACUUCCUGGACAACCAGUUCCGGACCAACAUGGACCUGUACCACCAGUCGUACCAGCGCGUGGGCGUGGUGUUCGCCUCCAUCACCAACUACCACGAGUUCUACAUGGAGCUGGACGGCAACAACCAGGGCAUGGAGUGUCUCAGGCUGCUUAACGAGAUCAUUGCUGACUUUGAUGAGCUAUUGGGCGAAGACCGAUUCAGCGCGAUAGACAAGAUCAAAACAGUGGGAUCUACCUACAUGGCGGCCGUGGGACUCAUCCCCGAGAAGAAAAUGCUAGACGACGCCAGCACGCGCAAGCACAUGGCGACACUGGUCGAGUUCGUGUUCGCGAUGCGCGACAAGCUCAAGGACAUCAACGAUAACUCUUACAACAACUUCAUGCUGAGAGUCGGUCUAAACGUGGGUCCAGUAGUUGCCGGAGUGAUCGGUGCUAGGAAACCUCAGUACGACAUCUGGGGCAACACGGUGAACGUGGCGUCGCGCAUGGACUCCACCGGUCUCCCCAACCACACGCAGGUCACCGAAGAAGUCUACCACUACCUCAAGGACCUGCCCUACCAGUUCGUCUGCAGGGGAAAGGUCAAAGUCAAAGGGAAGGGCGAAAUGACAACGUACUUCCUGACCGACCGAGCGACAUCUAGCGGCAACGGCACAGUCAACCAUUCUAACGGUCCGUCGCAAAACGGACCCCCGACCGCCUACGGGGGCGUCGCGACCCCCCUGGCCAUGCUGCAGAACUCGGCGAGGAGGGCGGCCCAGCCGAACAGGCUACCGCCCCUGAGAGAAACCUCGGUCGCCGAAAACGAGCCCCUUCUACCUAGCAACGGGCAUCAAAGCAACGGGAACAACCACAAAGGCAGCAAGGGCCGCCGCAACAAAGAGUCGGAGGAGACCCCUCCCCCGCCGCCCCCGCACGGCGCGCCGGUGCCGCCGCCGCGCGCGCUGGUGGCGCCGUGGCCGCGCCCGCCGGAGCCGCGCCCCGCGCACAAGCGCCGCCCGCCCGCGCGCCUGCCGCGCCCGCGCUCCAGCGACAGCCUGCCGCUGGCCCGCAGCCCGCGCGUGCACUCCUCGGCCGACGAGCUCAGCUCCCUCACGCGCUCGCCCAGCCUCAGCUCCUCGGACGAGAGCUACUCGCGCACCACGGACGCGUCGCCCUCCCCGCCGCGCGCGCGCCCGAGCCCCGCCUACGACUACCCGCCGGUCCGCGCCGGCAAGCCGCCCGCCGGCAGCGUCGCCGAGUUGUACGCGAAGCGCGGCAAGAUGAGCGAGAAGCCGUCGCUCGACGACAAGUUCAUCGAGGAGAAUAUAAAUUUCCAGAAGGAGGAGGAGAAGCUCCAGAGGAGCAUUAUUAACAUGCUCGCGUCGGUGAAGCGGGACGGGUGCAGUCAGACGGACAAGAAGGACGUGGCCGGUCGGCUCGCGCAGCGGACGAACUCCUUCUCGAGCUCCGGCAGUCGACCUAAUAACCUGAAACAUUUGAACCACGACCGGCAGUUCAGUAAGCGCAGCCCCACCGACGUGGCCUGCGUGCCGCCCUUCGAGAGAGAAAUACAGAGGCUGCUCGACGAUAAGAAUCUUAUCAAACCUAACCCGCCUAAGGCGGAGCGGAAGGAAUUGAAAUUAGAAUUAAGAGGCACGAACCCGUCGCUGUCGCCGGUGCGCAGCGUGAACUGCAACAACAACAGCAGCCCGCUGCACGCGGUGGGGCUGGCGGCCAUCGCGGGGCUGGCGCGGGCCGAGCCCUCCCCGCGGCAGGACUUCCCCGGCGUGCUGCCCACCGACGUGGUGGUGCAGCUGCCAGACCCGCAGGAAACCUCGCCGCACCAAAGUCCGCCGUGCGAGAGGAAGAUCCCGGCAGACACAGAAGCUCAAAAAGAAAAACAAGAAAAGGAGAUACAAGAGCGAUUACAUAAUCGGGUUCCGAUGACGAAUCAUCGAGAAUUAGCCCUGUACGGGGAAAGUCAAUCGGAGUGGAGUUCGUCGUGUUCGGAGGGCGAGGGCGACGGCUUGUGCGGGCAGCCCGAGAGCACCGGGUACACCACCGACGACCCCGCGCUAGAGAACGUCUCCAUGCUGAACGAGGCCGGCCUCACCGACGCCGAGGCCGCACUCAGCGACGUCAACUCCUGCUACUUCGACCGGGACGACGACGUCUCCUCCCGCGCCUCCUCCCGCCUCCUCGACUCGGAAGCCCUCGUCUCGCUCGAGUCCCUCAGCGCCAUCUACGACUCGGACGAGCCCGCGCACAGGUACCUCGCCAACAUUCGCACCGUCAGCGAGUGCAUCACGAGGAACUUCGGCCAGCCCACGCACGUCACCGACGGAGAGAGCGACGUUUGAUCCCACCUUGGACAUUGUGUGGCUGAAAUUAUAAAGCUUCGGGCUUAAGCGAAUCUUUCGUUUCGACUCUUAUCGAGGAAUCUCACUUGUAACUGAACUGUCAUGACAUCGUGCGGGAGAUGUUCGGGAGCGAAAGAAAAUAAUGCUAUGCUCUCUAUUUAAAAGUGCUAGUAAAAGUUAUUGGAAUACUCAAAAUACUUUUGUGAAUUGUUAUAUAUCGAUCGUUUUUGUCGAAUUUGAAGUAUUUGGAUGUUGACUUCUAAAUAUUACUGACGUGCCUGUUUUAAAAUAUGUAUUGUAUGUGUGUAAAUUGUCAGUAUAUACCUAAUUAUUAUAUCGACUGUAUUAUAUCGAGUAAGCGGCGAGAAGCCAUGAGAUGGCGUCGUUCGGGAGGAUGCGAUGAUCUCUACAAUUAUAAGGUGCUCUGACUUAGAAUAACGUACCUUACUAUGGUCUGUCUUGUGAUACGUGGUUUAGGAAUUUGACUUCGACCGACCAAUCUGUGUAAGAGUCAGUGUUAUAGACUGCGGGCUGGCCCCUUAACUGUAAAUUGUAAGUUGUCUUUCAGUAUCAGUCAGUUGUCGGAGGCUAGGUCGACUUGUAAAUGUGCUUAAUAUUUAAGGUAGUUAUAUUUUUUUGCAUUUCAAUUUAUAAUUGUAUUGUUACCAUAGACUGGAAGAAUUAUUUUUUCUACAAUCGUUGUAUUGAAGGACGUAAAUUAGAUAUACAUCAUGGAUAGUGCCAUUAUAUACCCAUCACAAUUGUCUUGAACUCUCGUUCAUUUAGUUCAGGGUGAGAUCUGUUACCGGCACCAAAACAACUGUAUUUAAAAGCUUCGUCUGGUACGAAUUUAAGGUGACAACAAUUGGCGACAAUUGUUUUAAUUCUCCGCCAUGGCGCCAGACGUAUAUUCAGAACCAAACCAAAUUGCACCGUGGACGAGAGAUAUAUUAUAGCCCGAAGGCCACGAAAAAUAUGCUCCGAGAGAAUAGGUACACUUGACGCUGAUGCUGCCAGCGUUGGUCGCCAUACAUUUGUUUUUCAUAUAUGUUUGGCGAUUGACGCUGCCUACGUCACUGUUGCGCCGCUCAGAUAACUUUAUUCGUGGCCAAGGGAAGCAUAAAGGUAGCUUAAGUAAAAGAACCGUGAGACGUGAAAGUACAACUUAUACAUAACACCACUAGCGAAUAUUUGUUGUAGAAUAUUCUCGUGAACAAUCAAUUACCUAUUAUUUAAUUGUAACAUAUAAGUUUCUGUGUCAAUUCGUGUAACGAUUGUUAUUGAUUAGAGUAAACACUGUAUAAUCAUCUGCAAUAUAAAACUAUAAUAUAUAAUGAGUAUUUAGUCUGUAAACAUUUGUUUUAGUCGCUUUUCUUGGCUAAGAAUGUACUUAAACUAUAACGGGCAAGUAACUGCAAUAUGUGGUGGAUUCCGAUUGAGGCGAUCAGUCGUAGAACUAAUGUUAUGGUGAUUGUGGUUUUGUUUUUCUCUACUCUUGCUUGUAUCAAGCACUCGCCUUUCAGGCAGCUGACCCUCGUGUGUAUUAAAAUGGGUAAAUUAGAAAUGGAUUAAGUUUAGUAUUCUUUCAAGUUGCCAGAGGUGAACUGUGAGGAAUAGUGGGCAAACAAUCGUUUUGUAUAUAGGACUUGCUCCUGGCGAGUUUGGGAGUUGUUAUACUUUGUAAAUAUUGUUAAUCGUCUACAUAAUUAUGAAGUGCUAUUCCACUUUAAAUUACGUACCUAAGUGAUAUUUUUUUGCUAUUUAUAUCCUCAGUAUUUUCAUAUUCUUUUUUUCUUUGUUAUAUACAGUGCCAAACUAUUAUUUUUUGUAGUUGCUUGUAAUUGACGUAUUAUUUAUUACUUCAAUGCUUUGACAUUUAUAUUUAAGGCGAUAGGUAUUUUAAAACACAUGAUUAUUACAUACAAAUUUGACGAUGUCGUUUAAAUCCGUAAAUAGGUCUGAACUUUAGCAUAACUAUUGUAAAAGUAGUAAAGUAACAAAAACAUAAUCAAUCCGUUUUAAUAUGUAUCUAAAAUAUCAGGAAUAUUGAGAGACAACGGGUGACAAUUCAAAGUAUUCAUUCAAAUGCGAAAAUAUUUGAGUAGUUUGUGCUUAGGUUUCCAAGUCUUAUUUUAUAUAGUUAGUAUUCAGAUUAAAGCUAUUUUCUCACCAAUGAUAGAUAAUUCAUAUUAUAAAUACCUACUAAAUACCUGACUAUUAUCAUAUAAAUAAAUACUGAAUCAUACUUCGUGCACGAUUUUUAUAUCUGGUGUUGAUCAUAUCCUACAUAAUAUUUAGCUUUAAUGUGAAUAAAUGACAGCGUAAGAAGAUUUAAGUAACUAACAUAAUACAAAUUAUAAUGUGGUAACUUUUGUGAUUAUUUAUUUCACGUUAAAUUUUCGCCUUACGUAGAAAGUGUACUGUGUAUUUGUUUCAAUUCAAUCAAGCAAUAUUAAUUACUUGGAAUUAAAGUGGUUUACAUUAC